CCUUCAACGGCCCCUCGCCUCUUGCCCCGCCCCCUAGCAUAAUCAGCGCGCGCUGCAGGGCAGAAGAAGAAGAAAGCGAGCCGGCGCGAGCUGGGAUGUGGGGCCCCCGCGAGGUGGUGACGCUUCAGUUAGGCCACUACGCGGGGAGCGUGGGAGCCCAUUGGUGGGGGCUUCAGGAAGCAUCAUUCUGCACUGAUCCUGUGGACAAGAAAUCUAAUGAAGGGAUACGUCAUGACGUGCUGUUCCGAGCAGGGGAAACCCUCCAGGGCCAAGAGACGUACACGCCCCGCCUCAUUGUCAUGGACCUCAAAGGGAGCCUGAGCUCUUUGAAACAGGAGGGAUGCUUGUACCAAGAUACGAAAACAAACACACCUGUGGCAUGGAAGGGGAAACUGACAGCACAUCAGGAAGAGACAUCCCCUAAGAAUCCUUUCCUGAAAGACCUCAACAGAUCUCAAGGUGGCACAUCCCCCAGUGGCAAUUUUGCUCCCAGGACUCCCCAUGGUGGUAAAGACAGGACUCUGCUCCUUGAGGGGCAGGAUAAGGCUUCGAAAGAACCAAACAUGGAAAGUACAAUGCAUGUUUGGUCAGACUUUCUCCGGACACACCUGCAUCCUCGCAGCAUCUUAACAAUCCAUCAGUACAAUCAUGAGGGGGAAUCCAGCCGCCUGGAAGCCUUUGGACAAGGAGAAAAGCUCCUGCAAGAUCCCACAUACCUUGAGGAGCUCGAAGACCGACUUCAUUUCUACGUGGAAGAGUGCGACUAUUUGCAGGGCUUCCAGGUCCUCUGCGACUUGCACAAUGGGUUUUCGGGAGUUGGGGCAAAGGUCACAGAGCUGCUUCAAGACGAAUACACAGGGAAGGGAAUCCUGACAUGGGGGCUAACUCCAGUGCAUAGCGUACCAAAUCCACAGCUGAGUUUCUACAGGCUCAUGAACACCGUUCUGGGGUUGGUCCAUCUUUCCAGCCACAGCUCGCUCUUCUGCCCCUUGUCGCUGAAUGGGAGGUUGGGGCUCAGACCAGAGCCCCCCGUUGCACUUCCAUAUGUGCACUAUGAUGCAUCUCUGGACUAUCACACAAGUGCCAUUCUAGCAACAGCCCUGGACACGUGCACUGUUCCUUACCGACUCCAGGCCUCGACUAUCUCCAUGGCCCACCUUGCAGAAGCACUGAAUUUCUCAGGGAGGAAGGUAGCAACAGCAGUCACUGCUGUGCCUUUUCCUGUGGCGCCAUCACAGUCCCUUCCGGACGCUUUGUGUGCCCACCAGUCAGGCCUGCCUUGGAGCCCGCUAUCUUCAUGCGGCGAGCAACGCGGCAUCCGCUGUUUUGCUCAGUCUGCUGUGCUGAGAGGAAUUGCCAAAGAACAUCUGGUCAGUAAACCUCCUCCAGGUUGUGAACCCAAAUCCGUCCUCCAUAUGAGCGAGACAGGAGAGGAGGUUCUGGCCCGCUACUUGUACACGGUGUCACCCACAACUCUCAGCAGCACCGUCCACUUACUGCAAAGCCCUUGCCAGCUGCUGGCCCCCUAUCCCCAGUACUUCUCUCCUCUGCUGGACAAACAAGGAUUCCUCUUGGACGCACCUGCACGGGCCUCAGCAACCUUGCCUCUUAAUCGGAAGACUCCGGCCUCAAUCUCCAUCUCCUCCUUCCAUCCUCCAGAUGUCGAAAGCAUUCCCGUCAUUGCUGCUCUGCAGUCCUCAGCUGUUCUGCACGGAACCCUUGGCGCUUUUUACAAAGAGCUGCGCCACCUGGAUGUCCGGCGCUGGGCAAGUUUUUUUUCUGCAGGAGUUGAACUCGAUGAUUUCCAGGAGGCCUUGGAGGAGCUGAGGACGUUGUCCCAGUGUUACAGAGAGAGCGGCUCAGAAGAAGAAUCGGAGGAGGAAGUGGACUGAUUUCCCUUGUGCGAGGAGCCCUCUGGCUGCAUUGUAAAUUAAUAAAUAAAUAAAAGCUU
Eublepharis macularius is the source of this 1951-nucleotide messenger RNA. It is a transcript of the gene MSTO1, whose product is annotated as misato mitochondrial distribution and morphology regulator 1. The record is from RefSeq and is a predicted model, not a curated record. Bases 96 to 1892 code for a protein of 598 amino acids. The transcript has 14 exons. NCBI's taxonomy places the organism in Eukaryota, Metazoa, Chordata, Lepidosauria, Squamata, Eublepharidae. Gene Ontology annotation, cellular component: cytoplasm. Gene Ontology annotation, biological process: mitochondrion distribution.